AUGAGUUUGUCUCAUCCGCUCACCCCAAGUAUUCGAUCGCUUUUGUGCUAUCCUAAGAAAACAACCUUAACUGACAAUAUCACAGAGUUUAUCCGUUUCUUUUCACUUCGAAGGGUGUUAAAUUUAGAAAAGUUUUUUCGUUCCUUUGCACUUCUUAGGGUGUUACAUCUAGAUAAAAGUAAAUUAACCGGUUUUCCCCUUGGUUUAGGGUUACUAGUUCACUUAAGGCACCUUGAAAUUUGGCUGCCAUCAUUCCCACAAUCAAUAUGCAAUUUAUGGAACCUUCAAACCCUCUUUGUUAGCACAAGUUCUAGUUCUAUGGUUUUACCUAGUAACAUAUCAAAUUUGGUGAAUCUGAGGCAUUUAACCUGUAACGCAGAACUUUAUCUUCCUUCUAUUGAAAAACCAAUGAAAUUGGAAGUUACUACAAAAGUGGUGUUAGGAGAUGGGGUAGAUAAUUUUCAAAAAUGUUUUCCCAGGAUCAAGAGACUUACAUCUACUCUUUACUCUAGUGAGGAAAAUGACUUUGAAGUACUCCAUUACCUUCAAGUAUUGAUGUUAAUUGGGUCAGGCUACAGCAGAAGGAAUCACAUUAUUAGGUUCCCUGCAACACUGAAAGAACUUACACUUGUAAGGUGUGGUCUACUGUGGAGCGACAUGUCGAUCAUUCAAUCGUUACCUAAUCUUGAGAUUCUCAUACUAAAAGACAAUUGCUUUGAGGGAACCCUCUGGGAAACAGGCGAGGAGCCAUUUCAACAACUAAAAUUCUUGUGUCUUGAAGAGUUUAAUAUCAAAAAAUGGGAAUCCUCAAGUAUCAACUUUCCUUGUCUCAAAGAAUUACAUGUGAGGAAUUGUGUUGAUCUUGAAGAGAUACCCCUUGAGUUGGGGGAUAUCUCAACGCUUGAGUAUAUUUAUGUUUUUGACUGUGGUUCUUCUCUUCUUGUAUCUCUUCAAAAAAUACGACAGGAGCAAGAUGAUGUGGGAAACUAUGAACUUGAGAUCAUAAUUGAUGGAAGGAAAAUGCCCUCUUGUGUACCCAAGUGUGAAGAUUAAUACAUUUUACUUGACACCAUGAAUGUUUAGUACAUAAAUCCUUUGUCUAAUUGCUACCUAGUACAAUGUUUGUUGGUCUUCUUUAGUAUUAAUUGCUCAAUGUGUUUUUUCUCUUAAAUGGUUGAAUCUUUGUUUAGUCAAGUCUUCUUAGCUGGGUUAAAGUGAAAGAAUAAGGCAACCUGGUAUUAUUUGUCUUGUAUGAGGGAAAAGAUUUAAUUACUCCAAUCAAAUGGAUUAAGCAUCAUCAGGAGCACAUGUUUCGUUUAGCUGUUAGUUUAUUAUUGUUGACUGCAUAUGCUUCCUUCCAUCAUAUAGAUGACCUUUGUUAUAGUGUUGAUAAACUUAAAAAUAUAACCCAAUUAUACCAAUAUCCGAUGGAGCAUCUUUCACUAUUAUAAUUGGGUAAAAUUUCAAAGUAUAAUGUCCUAUUAAAAGAAAAAGAAAAAUCAGAAGUAAUUAUCAGAGUGCAGCGCCUUAACAAGAAAAAAUAUGAAAGUGUAAUAUUGUAAUAAAAGGAAAUAGAAGUAGGAUGCUAUAAUACACAAAUUAAAUGAAAGUACAUUGCUAUUUCUUGCACUUGGCCCUUUUUCACAUUAGUUAACUAUAUAUGAUUCUUAAACACAGAUUCACAUUAACUUUCUAGGGAGGGCAGCCUGGCAGGUGGCUACCAAUACAGACAAAGGGUGAUAGGUGUCUAUCCCCAUACCCCUUAUCCCUAUUUAUUUCAUACAAGUUAUGUAUUUACAGAUCCAAAAUAUAGGUGCAUCUAACAUGCCACAACAAUAUAUUUUCUCGUGAUAAUAAGUACAAUCCAAAAUCAAUAAAAUAUCCAACAGAAUUAUAGCAUAAAAAUUGAAGAAUGAAAAAGGAACUUUAUUUCACACAAUAAAACAACCAAAAAAGAACACAUAAUCAAAGAGGGACUUUUCUUUUAAGAGUUAGUGCCAAAAGGUUUGAUCCGCCAUACUUAUACCCUUGAGGCCUUGACCUCUUCACUUUUCCAUUGACUUCGACCUCUUCAAAGCAACCACCCUCAUCUCCGGUGUGUCACCCUCACAUCGACGCCGCCCCUCCAGCGACUGUGGGUGUGUACAAGAGAGAACACCAAGAACUGAAGAGGCCGCGUAAGACUUCAUGGGUUCAUUAUCCUCUCCCAAGGCUGACGUCAUCAUCGAUUUGGGAAAUCCUCUUCUCAAUCACAGCGUCGAUCGAUGGCUUCUUGAAAGAUCAGAACUCUCUAUGUAUUCGUUAUCUUCUCCCAAAGUGUUUUUUUUUUUUUGUUUUUUUUUUUUUUUGUUUCUGCUUCCCAAUUAGGUCUUAACACCCCGCUCCCGAGUUAUAGCAAAGAAAAGAAGAGAAGAGAAAAGAAAGUAAGGAGAGAAAAGAAGAGAAAAGAAAGGAAAAAGAAAUUGUCAUUUCUCCCGAGUUUGAGAGAAAUGGAAGGAAAGAUAAACAUUUUGUUCUUUCUUUUCAAAUCCUCCCAAAUCGGGAGGAAAGGUAGGAGGGAAAGUUUUCCUUCCAUUUCCUUCCACUUCCUUCCUUUAAUGAAACUCGGGAGCACCAUUCUCUCUUGCUUUCCUCUCAUUUCCUCCCAUUUCCUUUCUUUUCUCUCUUUAAGUUGAACUCGGGAGCGGGGUGUAAGAGUUCUAAUUUUGAUGUGAUAAUUCGCAUUUCAGGUUGCUGCUGCAAAAACAAUUGUGGAAGAGACGUACCAAGUGGUCAAACGAGGCUUUCUUGUGUCUAAUUUGAGUUCGCCUCUUUUUUACUGCCCGAUUGAUGAUAAUUUCAUUUGCAUCACUUGUAUUGUUGUGAUGAAGUUCCUUGAUGUCGAGAUCGUCGACCACUGCACAUAUUAUAUUCUUGGAGAUUUUUGUCAAAUGGAAGGGAUUGCAAAUGAAGCUUGUUCACAAGUUGAUUACCUUUUAUGACCAUAACCACAUCUCGAUUAUUAACUGAAGCUUGAUUUGGUUUCCUAUGGGUUUGAUUAAUUUGGAAGUUUGAUCCUAGUUUGUGAAUUUUCUAUAGAAAGAGUAGAUAUUAAACUUGAUUUGAUUGUAAUAACUUUGAAUUCUCUUCCUUUUGAAGAGAAAUGCUUAUAUAUCAUUAGAUUUUAGAACCUGUCAA
This is a messenger RNA of Lactuca sativa (garden lettuce), 3177 nucleotides long. The record is from RefSeq and is a predicted model, not a curated record. Lineage: Eukaryota; Viridiplantae; Streptophyta; Magnoliopsida; Asterales; Asteraceae.